This is a messenger RNA of Oikopleura dioica, 978 nucleotides long. The record is from the annotation of a GenBank genome assembly. NCBI's taxonomy places the organism in Eukaryota, Metazoa, Chordata, Appendicularia, Copelata, Oikopleuridae.
AUGACAGAAGUUCUUUAUCCAACAGUUUCUGAAACUCUGCCCAAAGCCGAGCCAGAAAUUAAAAAUGCCAACGUGAAACCUUCCGUUAUCCGGAACUGGCAGCGCUUCAUCGACUUUAUUCUUCGACACCUGAGCCAGAUCACGCUCAGUUAUGAAAGCUGGGCGGCCGAGGAGGAGAGCUUAUUUUGCGGAGCGCUGGAAUUUAUUGAAAAACUCGAAGGUGCCGCGUUGAGCCUCAGCGAUCUCAAGAAAAUGGCCAAGAAAUUAAAAGAGCUCAAAGAAAAAGCGGAUCAAGCGAACCUGGACAAAUACGGCCAUCCAAUUCCAGGAGCGGAGAAUCCGAAUCCAGACCCCUCCCCGAUAUUUUCUUACUUGGACUUGAUGUGCCGGCUCAAGAACUUAUCUUCUGUUGCCGGCGACUUCCAAAAAUCGCUGAAGAAAAACAACGUCGCCGGCUUAGAAGAUCAAGCUCAAGUGCAAAAGUAUUGGAAAGCCCUGUGUCUUCCCAGAGUCGAUCUUUCGCAAAUUUCAAUGAAGGACUCAACGGCUGGACCAAAAGAGAUUUGGAUGGCACUUUGCCGGACGGUGUUCCACCUCUCCUUCAAAUAUUUACAGUUGGCGGCCGACACUUCCGGAAUCGACUUACUAGCAGAUUCGGAGCUCGUCGCGUAUAAUCUUGUCAACGAUGAGCAAAAACAAGCGGAACGCAUUGUCAAGGCCAUUUCUGAAAAACUCGGCAAAGGAGCCGCUAAUGACCCCAAAGAAAUGAGCUUAGCGGAUCGACUCGCCGCGCUUGGCGCGAAAGAGGUGGAGACAGAAAAGGAACUUGUGGGGAUGAGCGAGGCUGGAACGAUCAUCCUGCCAGCUAGUCCGCCAGAGCAAGCGCCGCUCAAGAAGGGCAAAAAGGGGACCAAGUCCAAGAGAGCCGGCUCCAGCAAAAUGACAAGAGGCCAUCACAGAAAAGGCAAGAAAAAGUAA